Myotis myotis is the source of this 2068-nucleotide messenger RNA. It is a transcript of the gene CPN2, whose product is annotated as carboxypeptidase N subunit 2. The coding region runs from base 135 to 1778 and encodes 547 amino acids. NCBI's taxonomy places the organism in Eukaryota, Metazoa, Chordata, Mammalia, Chiroptera, Vespertilionidae. The record is from RefSeq and is a predicted model, not a curated record. Gene Ontology annotation, molecular function: protein binding. The transcript has 2 exons.
CCACUUCCUGGAACUUUGAUCAGCUCUGGGCUGCUGGAUCCACACUGACCACAGACCACAGACCACACCGGACACCCUUCUGCUCCCAAGGAAGAGCUAGGGCAGCAGGUCCCCCUGCCCAGCCCCUCACGGAGAUGCUUCCUGGCGCCUGGCUGCCCGGGGCCUGCCUCCUGCUCCUGGCCCGGCUCGCCCGGCCCUGCCCUGCGGGCUGCGACUGCUUCGCCCGGGAGGUGUUCUGCUCCGACGAGGAGCUGGCCGCGGUCCCGCGGGACAUCCCGCCCGGCGCCACCGACAUCGUCUUCGUGGAGACGGCGUUCACCGCGGUGGGCGCCAGGGCCUUCGGCGGCAGCCCCAACCUCACCAAGGUGGUCUUCCUCAACACCCAGCUCUCCCGCCUGGAGCCCGAUGCCUUCGGGGGGCUGCCCGGGCUCCGGGACCUGGAGGUCACCGGCAGCGCCUUUUCCAGCCUCAGCGCUGACAUCUUCUCCCACCUGGCCUCGCUGGGCAAGCUCACCCUCAACUUCAACAGGCUGGAGGCGCUGCCGGAGGACCUCUUCCGCCACGUGGACGCCCUGCAGUCCCUCCAGCUGCAGGGCAACCUGCUGCCGACGCUGCCCGCCAGGCUCUUCCAGCCACUGGCGCGCCUGGAGACCCUCAACCUGGCCCAGAACCAGCUGGCCCAGCUGCCCGACGAGCUGUUUGCGCCCCUGGGCAGCCUGCAGACGCUGCAGCUGAGCAACAACGCGCUCUCCCGCCUGCCCCCGCGCCUGUUCGCGGGCCUGGGCCGCCUGCGGGAGCUCUUCCUGGACGGCAACGGCAUCUCGGAGCUGCCCCCGGCCGUGUUCUCGCAGCUCUUCCGCCUGGAGAAGCUGUGGCUGCAGCGCAACGCCCUGGGCCACCUGCCGCCCUCCGUCUUCUCCUCGCUGGGCAGCCUGACCUUCCUGAACCUGCAGGGGAACGCGCUGCGGGUGCUGCCCGCGGGCCUCUUCGCCCACAGCCCGGGCCUAUCCGGCCUGUCCCUGUCCCACAACCAGCUGGAGACCGUCUCCGAGGGAGCCUUCUCCGGGCUGUCCAACCUCAGCUCGCUGACGCUGUCUCACAACGCCAUCGCCCGCCUCCCCGCCGGCGUCUUCAGGGGCCUGACCGAGCUGGUCAAGCUCAACCUGGGCAGCAACAACCUGACAGCGCUGCACGCAGACCUCUUCCAGAACCUGACCAAGCUCGAGCUGCUCAGCCUCUCCAGGAACCUGCUGGCCACGCUGCCCCCGGGCAUCUUCGACACCAACUACAACCUCUUCAACCUGGCCCUGCACGGCAACCCCUGGCAGUGCGACUGCCACCUGGCCUACCUCUCCAGGUGGCUGCGCCAGUACAGCGACAGGCUCUUCAACAUCCAGACCUACUGUGCGGGCCCCGCCUACCUGAAGGGCCAGGUGGUGCCCGCCUUGAAGGAGGAGCAGCUGGUGUGCCCGGUCACCCGAGACCGCGUGGGCUACCAGGCCCCGGGGCCGGAGGACAGGGAGCCCGGGGACAGCUGGGAUCUGGUUGCGGAGGACCGGGCAGCCCGGAAACGGUGCACCUACAGCAACCCCGAAGGCACCGUGGUGCUGGCGUGUGACGAUGCCCAGUGUCGCUGGCUGAACGUCCAGCUGUCGCCCAGGCAGGGCUCAGGCUCCCCGGGAAUGACGUUCAACGCAGCUCAGGGAUGGGAACUGAAGUCGAGCUGCGGCUCUGUGAGGGUCACUGUGUCUAUUGAGGCUCGGACAGGGGACCCCUAGGUGCAGGGUAGACAGAGCUCGGGGCCUCGUGACCUCUGGGGCCUGACCAAGCAAGAGGUGGGGGCACAGGGGGAGCUGGAGCUGGGUUUUCAGAUGCAAAGGAGGGAGGUCCUUGGCCAAGGUGGAGGAGGCCACGCCCACCCUGAGUCUCCUCCUCCUCCUCCUCCAUCUUCCGCUCUGAGUCUGAGACCUGAACUUCCUUAAGCUUUGCAAAGCAGCCAUUAAAGCUGCAUCAUGGCCUGGAGAAUAAAAUACGGCCACUCCCCUGGUGUUUUUCUAUUAUGUCUAUU